Messenger RNA from Mercenaria mercenaria, 1167 nucleotides. RefSeq lists its product as uncharacterized. Gene Ontology annotation, molecular function: DNA binding. The transcript has 4 exons. Gene Ontology annotation, biological process: DNA integration; DNA recombination. The record is from RefSeq and is a predicted model, not a curated record. Bases 1 to 1167 code for a protein of 388 amino acids. NCBI's taxonomy places the organism in Eukaryota, Metazoa, Mollusca, Bivalvia, Venerida, Veneridae.
AUGUCUGUAGAAGAACUGGAUCCAGAGGUCUUGAAUGACAUUUUCACAAAUUUCUUUGACCAGGAGGAAUAUGGAGACUUUCAGGUUGCAGACAGGAACUUUAGACAAGUAGAUGCUGACCAGUUUCUUAAAGAAAAUGAAAAUAAAAAUACCCAAAAGAAGACAGAGAGUGACAUGAAGUUAUUCUUCUCUUUUCUGAUGUCAAAAAAUGAAAUGAGAAAACCAGAAUACAUUCCCCCAUAUCAGCUUAAUUCAUUACUGUGUGAAUUUAUCUUGGGUGUUACCAAGAAAGAUGGCAGGGAAUAUGAGCCUACAACUUUGCGGGGCUUUAUAAGCUCUGUUGACAGAUAUCUAAAAAAAACAGCAACAGCUGAAAGGCCAGGACUUGGCAAUAAGCCGAGAGCUGCAGAAACCAUGACAGAGUCUAUCAUUGACCAGAUGCAUGAAGCCAGGACACUAGGUGACUACACUCCAAGGUCUUUGUUACACUCCAUGUGGUUUGUAUGCACAAACCAUUUUGGAAUGCGGACAGGCAAAGAAUGCCGUGAUCUCUGCUGGGGAGAUAUUCAUCUUAGAAUGGACGAAACUUCUGGUGGGGAGUAUCUUAUAUAUGACCAAGAGAGACAAACCAAAACCAGAUCUGGUUCAAAUCCUCGGGACAUUAGAGGUACAAAACCCAAAGCCUAUGCCACUGCUGACGCCCAGAGAGAUCCUGUACAUCUGUACAAGCUGUACAGCCAGAAACGACCGGACGAAAUGUGCAAACCUGACAGCCCAUUCUUCCUUACACCAAAUGAUAAACCACAGAGAUGCUGGUUCAAAAAAACCCCACUUGGAAUAAAUAAACUUUACAACAUUAUGAGAGACAUGAAGGCUGAAGCAGGAAUUGAAAAUCCCAGAAUAACGCCUUACAGCUCCAGAAAACAUCUGGUUCAAACUCUAAACGAUGCUGGGGUCCCUGCCAACCAAAUCAUGCAAAUUUCUGGUCACAAGAAUGUGAAUUCUAUAAACAACUACAGUAAAAUCAACAACGACCAGUCGAGAAAUAUUUCUAAAAUACUGUCGAAUCAGAGAAAUGAAACCAACCUUCAAACUCAAGGAAGUGGUGCUGCCAGUGCUCCGGAGCGAAUUCCAGACAGUUCCCCCCCAAGACUAUUCCCUCUCUGA